This is a messenger RNA of Haplochromis burtoni (Burton's mouthbrooder), 1957 nucleotides long. RefSeq names its product prostaglandin-endoperoxide synthase 2b (gene ptgs2b). Gene Ontology annotation, molecular function: heme binding; oxidoreductase activity, acting on single donors with incorporation of molecular oxygen, incorporation of two atoms of oxygen; peroxidase activity. Gene Ontology annotation, cellular component: cytoplasm; neuron projection. The transcript is spliced from 10 exons. Gene Ontology annotation, biological process: cyclooxygenase pathway; response to oxidative stress. Bases 63 to 1925 code for a protein of 620 amino acids. The record is from RefSeq and is a predicted model, not a curated record. Lineage: Eukaryota; Metazoa; Chordata; Actinopteri; Cichliformes; Cichlidae.
AAUCGCGCUGUGGACGUUCUUAAUUUUAGCGUCGUCGUCGUGCGCGAGAGGGAGUUGCAGACAUGAAACAAACGUGGAUCUCACAAAGUCUCCGGAACAUGAGCAAACUCACCUUGCCGCUUUUCCUGUUGGCCCUGUGCUUUCUCGCCGGUGAAACUGUUAACCCAUGUUGCUCAGAGCCAUGCCAGAACAGGGGCGUCUGCACACCACUGGCCUCAGAAAAAUACGAGUGUGACUGCACACGCACGGGGUACUAUGGGCAAAACUGCACAACACCUGAGUUCUUCACCUGGAUCAAAGUGUCUCUGAAGCCAACACCCAACACAGUCCACUACAUCCUGACCCACUUCAAGGGUUUCUGGAACAUCGUCAACAGCAUCUCAUUCCUCAGGGAUGCCAUCAUGAGAUAUGUGCUGACAUCCCGAUCCCACAUGAUUGACAGUCCUCCAACUUAUAAUGCUGAUUACGGCUAUAAGAGCUGGGAAGCCUACUCCAACCUUUCCUACUAUACGCGCUCCCUCCCCCCUGUGCCGCAGGAUUGCCCAACGCCUAUGGGAGUAGUAGGCAAAAAGGAGCUACCUGAUGUUAAAGUGCUGGCUGAGAAGCUCUUAAUGAGGAGACAGUUUAUACCAGACCCGCAGGGCACCAGUUUGAUGUUUGCCUUCUUCGCACAGCACUUCACCCACCAGUUCUUCAAAUCUGACAUGAAGAGAGGGCCUGCUUUCACUGUUGCUAAGGGUCAUGGGGUGGACCUCAACCACAUCUACGGUGACAACCUGGAAAAGCAGCACAAGCUGAGACUCUUCAAGGAUGGCAAGCUGAAAUAUCAGAUGCUCGAUGGAGAGAUGUACCCCCCUACAGUUAAGGAAGUGGGUGUCACGAUGCAUUACCCCCCUCACGUCCCAGAUUCUCACCGCUUCGCUGUCGGCCACGAGGCAUUUGGCCUGGUCCCUGGUCUGAUGAUGUACGCCACCAUCUGGCUCCGCGAACACAACCGUGUGUGCGAUGUGCUGAAAGAGGUCCACCCAUACUGGGAUGACGAAAGACUCUUCCAGACCGCACGGCUCAUCCUAAUCGGUGAGACCAUCAAAAUCGUGAUUGAGGACUACGUGCAGCAUCUGAGCGGCUAUCACUUCAAACUCAAGUUUGACCCCGAGCUGCUCUUUAACCAGCGCUUCCAGUACCAGAACCGCAUUGCAUCUGAGUUCAACACCCUUUACCACUGGCACCCUCUGAUGCCCGAUAGUUUCCACAUUGAGGAGACAGAUUACAGCUACAAGCAGUUUGUCUUCAACACCUCUGUCGUGACCGAGCACGGCAUCAGCAACCUGGUGGAGUCCUUCACCAAUCAGAUUGCCGGACGGGUUGCUGGUGGUCGAAAUGUCCCCGGACCCAUCUUGUAUGUGGCCAUUAAAUCCAUAGAGAACAGCAGACAAAUGCGUUACCAGUCCCUCAACGCCUACAGGAAACGAUUCUCCAUGAAGCCCUACAUGUCUUUCGAAGACCUGACAGGGGAGAAAGAAAUGGCUGCGGUGCUGGAGGAGCUGUACGGGCACGUCGAUGCUGUGGAGCUCUACCCGGGCCUGCUGGUGGAGAAGCCCAGACAUAACGGCAUCUUUGGGGAAACAAUGGUGGAGAUGGGGGCUCCUUUCUCCCUCAAGGGCCUAAUGGGAAAUCCCAUCUGCUCCCCGGAGUACUGGAAGCCCAGCACCUUCGGAGGCACAGUCGGCUUCGACGUGGUCAACACCGCCUCGCUCCAGAAGCUGGUGUGCAGUAACGUGCGGGGUCCCUGCCCCGUGGCGUCCUUUCAUGUGCCCGAUGUUAAAGAGACCGGGUCCAUGAUCAUCAACUCAAGCACGUCGCAGUCGCAGGGCAGCGACAUCAACCCCACCAUUAUUUUGAAAGAAAGGACUACUGAGCUCUAAUUUUAUUUAAGAGUGUUGUUGUUGUUGUUGUU